Grammomys surdaster is the source of this 2585-nucleotide messenger RNA. RefSeq names its product G protein-coupled receptor 132 (gene Gpr132). The transcript is spliced from 3 exons. Gene Ontology annotation, molecular function: G protein-coupled receptor activity. Gene Ontology annotation, cellular component: membrane. NCBI's taxonomy places the organism in Eukaryota, Metazoa, Chordata, Mammalia, Rodentia, Muridae. Gene Ontology annotation, biological process: G1/S transition of mitotic cell cycle; negative regulation of G2/M transition of mitotic cell cycle; G protein-coupled receptor signaling pathway. The record is from RefSeq and is a predicted model, not a curated record. The coding region runs from base 141 to 1328 and encodes 395 amino acids.
CUACUUCCUGAAACCUCUCAGCUGGGCCUGCAGAGGGGCGCUCAGUGCUGCCUCAGAGUUGCCUCAGAGCUGGCCUGCUCCGUGCUGCCUCAGAACUGGCUUGGGUCAUUUUGAGCUGUCAGAGCCACCUUCACAAGGGGAUGCACAGAACGCACAUAGGAGCCACUAUGAGAUCAGAACCCACCAAUGCAGCAGGAAACACCACACUGGGGGUUGCCUCUAUUCUUCAGACUACCUCAGUCCCCUCCUCUGAGACCUGCCGUGUAUCCUACGAGGACAGCAGAGUGGUCCUGGUGGUGGUGUACAGUGUCGUGUGCACGCUGGGCCUACCGGCUAACUGCCUAACUGCCUGGCUGACGCUGUUGCAAGUCCUGCAGAGGAACGUGCUCGCCGUCUACCUGUUCUGUCUGUCCGUCUGCGAGCUGCUCUACGUCAGCACCUUGCCGCUGUGGAUUCUCUACAUCCAGAAUCGGCACGAAUGGAGCCUGGGUCAGCAGGCCUGCAAGGUGACCGCUUACAUCUUUUUCUGCAACAUCUACAUCAGCAUCCUUCUGCUCUGCUGCAUUUCCUGCGACCGCUACAUGGCCGUCGUCUACGCACUGGAGAGCCGAGGCCACCGCCACCGGAGGACUGCCGUCACCAUUUCUGCGUGCGUGAUUGUUCUGGUCGGACUCGUUCACUAUCCAGUGUUUGACAUGAAAGUGGAGAAGGGCUUCUGCUUUGAGCCCCCGAGAAUGAACAGUAGGAUAGCCAGCUACCACUUCCUGCGUUUCACCUUUGGCUUUGCCGUCCCUCUCGGCAUCCUAGCGUUCACCAAUCACCAGAUCUUCAGGAGCAUCAAACUCAGUGACAGCCUGAGUCCUGCGCAGAAAAACAAGGUGAAGCGUUCCGCCAUCGCAGUCGUCACCAUCUUCCUGGUCUGCUUUGCUCCCUACCACGUGGUGCUCCUCAUCAAAGCUGCCAGCUUUUCCUUCUACCAAGGAGACAGGGAUGCCGUGUGUGCCUUUGAAGGACGACUGUACACCAUCUCUAUGGUGUUUUUGUGCCUGUCUACGGUCAACAGUGUGGCUGACCCCGUCAUCUAUGUUCUUGUCACAGACCAUUCUCGGCAAGAAGUGUCCAGAAUCCACAUGGGGUGGAAAAAGUGGUCCACAAAGACAGACCAUACUUACUUUACUACGUACUUAAAGGACUCUGAGGAGACACACUCACCCACAGCUCUUGCAAACACAUACACCUUCCCCGAUCCUGCGAGCCUUCCAGGAUCACAGCCGGCGGAGCUGACUCUACUGUGCUCGACAGAGAGACCGCCUGAGGAACUCUGCUAAACCCACCCUUCCUCAGGGGAGGAUGCUAAGCCUCAAAACCAGCCACAGUCACAUAUACCUGGUUCUUUGAGUCACCCUCUAGAGUGUCCACAGCACUGUAGAUGCCUUUUUGCAACACCCACUGUUAAUCUUUCCUUCUCAGGCCAUCAACUCUGAAAGUGUCGGUUCCUUAGAUGUCCGAGACCUUCAGGUUCUCCUUUAUGGAAAGCGACACUUGCUAAGGGCACCUGUCAUAUCCCUAGGCUUCCAGGGGCUCAGGGAGCAAGUGGCUGGCAGGAGAGCCCUUUAUCAGCAGCAUGCUCUGCAGGGCUCCCCAACAGCCAUCAUCAGGGCGCUUGGCAGAGUACUUUGUUUUCUAUGCUCUCCUGAAUUGUCCAGUGGCAAUUCAGUUCAUCUUGGGGCUUUCCAUAGAGAUGGACAUGAACUCAUUCAAGGUUACCAUGGUGACCAGAGUCACAGAGGAUAGGAAUCCAGCCCUGAGGGCUCCCUUUGGGGGCUGGUUCUGAGUGGACAUAAUUGUCUUCUAGGGGAGCCAUGGAGUACAGUGGCCAGUUGCUCCAGCCCCUAGUAGCCCCGUAUUUCCUCCCCAGGGACCCCCCCUCAACCAUUCACACUAGGAAGUGCUAGUGGACACCCCAGGAAGAGGCUGGUAUAGCUGCUACCAGAUAAAAGGAUAUCUGGCAUUUGGGAUGCCUUUCUUUGCCUUGCAACCUCUGGCCUUGACAUCACAGAGGAGAUAGGCUGGGGCUCCUGAAAGAGCAAGUCAAGAGCAAGCCCCACUCUGCCCCUUUUUCUCCAAUGUUGACUCUGAGAGCCUUGUCUUGCUGAGUCAUUCCUGUACUUUCCGUUAGCUACCUCACUGGGUCAGUCACUGUUGGGACUGACACCGCCCCCUACCCCACCCCACCCCACUCUACCCCAAUACACAGGCCAAGGACCCUGAGCUUGGCGGGCCUAGGCGCUGACCCUCCUGAAGUACACACAUCCCGGAUGCUGCACAGAGACUCUGACCUCAGAGGUUAACUUCAGUUCUUCCUUGUUAGAAGUACUGAGAACCAGAACACGGAGACAGGACUCGAUCCCCACUUCCUUUCCUUACUGCUGUGUGGUUUUUUUUAUUGCGUUUGAGACAGGGUUUCUUGGACCUCAGACUGAUCUUAAACUCCCUAACAGAGGAGAUGACCUGUUGUUUCCUGAUCCUGUUGUCUCCACGCCCGAGGGUGGGAUUACAAGUGUGCACCAUCAGCCUUUAACUUC